GGUUACGCACUUCGGCAGUGUACUCGUCCACGCAUCCCACACUCGUCCAAAACCGAUCACACCAUUUCGCACCACAUGCUCGCGACGACGUGACGACGUGUUGUCAAUGUGGUAAAACUCUUCAACUAGUCGCGACACCGUUCGUAAAUUCGCGCACUCCGAUGGUGAACAACACACAACUUCACCUUUAGCCGGGCGCCCAGGAAUAUCGGUGAUCACCAGUCAUGAUGAUGCGCAAUUCGCACCUGCAGAGUUCAAGUUAAAGUUGGAAGCAGUGCAAAAUAGUGUGCAAACUGGAUGACACAACAACCUAACUAAUAAACGACAAAUACCCACUACGAUCUCUCUUUGCAACGAAAACGUGCACGACGAACAUGUUAUACCUGUAGUGAUGAAAAGUUAGAGUAAAAAAUUCUAAUUUAAUGCACAUAUUCCUAACAAGGUGAUAAACUGAAGGUCUGUGUGACACCGCAACUAUUUCACACUGAAAGUGAUUGUAUUUUGGAUAGUUUAGUACUUGGCAUAUUGCUGAAUUGAAUGACUCAUGAUGAAACUGUACAAGCAACGGUUGCUGACUGAUAGUCAAUUAAAAAGGCUUGGGGAUCACAAGUAUUCCUGCACCAGUGCAAGCCUUUGUGAUCCUGUCCUGCAACCAUGGUGGACAUGGCUUGUGGCAAGGACACCGCUCUGGCUGGCGCCAAAUUUGAUUACUGUAGUAGGUUUAUUAGUUAAUAUACUGACUACUUUGAUACUAGUUUGGUAUUCCCCGGAUGCAAGAGCCGAACCACCACGAUGGGCAUGUGCGUUAUGUGGCCUCGGUCUAUUUAUUUAUCAAACAUUGGACGCCAUGGACGGGAAGCAAGCCCGACGCACUGGCAGUGCCAAUCCACUAGGAGAAUUGUUUGACCAUGGGUGUGAUUCCCUUUCGACUGUAUUCGUCGCCCUUUCUGCUUGUAUCGCUGUGCAGUUAGGACAUCAUUCAGAAUGGAUGUUUUUCCAAUGUUUUUGUGCGAUGACAUUGUUUUACUGCGCGCAUUGGCAAACAUAUGUAUCAGGCACGCUGCGAUUCGGCAAGGUGGACGUCACCGAAGCGCAGUUUACCAUCAUCGGUAUUCAUAUGAUAUCAGCGAUUUUCGGGCCAAAUAUUUGGACGACUGUGUUCUUUAACGGCACUGUAGAGCUAUGGUACGGAAUUCCAUGCUCGACGUUCGCGUGCGGCCUCUGGUCGCUUUACAACAUGCUAACCGUGAUUAUAACCGGCGGCAUCGGCAAGAACGGAUCAACGGUUGCUAUUCCAGGCGUUGAGGUGACACUGCGUCUCGUCUUCGUGUACGUCGCGUGCUUAGUCUCGUUGAAGCUCGCCUACGCCACCGCGAAGGUCGUGCUCGCCGGAGGAGUAGGCAAGAACGGAUCCACGGUGGCUGGCACGAGUGUUUUGUCGCCGAUCAUUCCAUUCUCCACCGUGUUGGUGCCAGCCUUCAUCAUUUACAGAAAAAGUACCGAAAUGGUCUACGAAGCGAAUCCUUCACUGUAUAUCUUGGCGUUUGGUUUUGUUGCUGUGAAAAUUACGAAUCGUUUAGUGGUGGCGCAUAUGACUAAAUCUGAAAUGGAUUACAUGGAUUGGUCCCUGCUUGGUCCUGCAAUGUUAUUCCUCAAUCAGUACUUUAACACUUUCAUUCCCGAAUACUACGUACUGUGGAUAUGUUUGAUUUACGUAACAAUCGACAUGCUGCGCUACUGCUAUCAAAUCUGUUACGAGAUUUGUCAGUACCUCAACGUGGAACUCUUCCGGAUACCAUACCCGGGUGGACCACGUCCCCACAACGUGCACGUGCAAACCAGCGCCACCGGCUCGGAGAAAAAUGGACACGAUUCACUCGACAAACCGGCGGAUAGCGUGCCGUUAUUACUAGCGCAAUCAGACUCUGAUUAGCGAAACACGACAGAUUGAGUGAGAUUACGAUCGCGUUGAAAAUGGACCAUAUUUUAAGUACAAAUGUAUUCGUAGAAUUUGUAUUGUAAACGAGCAGCAAGCGACUUUAUAUUAUGAUGAUGUUAGCAUGGGAAUGAAUUAUUGUUUAAAUAUAUAGACAUAUUUAGACUAGGCGAAUUCAUUUUCUUUUCGUUUGCGUCGAGAAAUAAAUGCAGUCCAUGAAAUGUGCCUGAUGAAUUACUGUGCUUGUCAAUAAAUUCAUUACUGUGAAUGA
Messenger RNA from Dalotia coriaria, 2207 nucleotides. It is a transcript of the gene bbc, whose product is annotated as choline/ethanolaminephosphotransferase 1 bbc. The record is from RefSeq and is a predicted model, not a curated record. Gene Ontology annotation, cellular component: endoplasmic reticulum membrane; Golgi apparatus. The coding region runs from base 545 to 1933 and encodes 462 amino acids. Gene Ontology annotation, biological process: phosphatidylethanolamine biosynthetic process. Gene Ontology annotation, molecular function: diacylglycerol cholinephosphotransferase activity; ethanolaminephosphotransferase activity. The transcript is spliced from 9 exons. NCBI's taxonomy places the organism in Eukaryota, Metazoa, Arthropoda, Insecta, Coleoptera, Staphylinidae.